UUCCAAGCAUUCCGAAAAAAUGUUCAAUGCUUAUCACGUGAAAAUGUUAUUAGUAAGCUUAAUUCGACGACCCUCAUUUCCCAUGUGGGAUGAUAGAUAUUGCAAGCCGUCGAGAGUUACAGAUGUAUUGGUGAUAAACUCAUAGUCUGGUGCAUAGUUUAUUAUUCUACUCCAUCUCCCCACGAUAUUUGUGGUGGAAUCAUCGACAUUAUGAAUUCCAUACUUCGACCUACUCUUAAAAUACGAUUACCUUUGGUGUCUACCAACUCCUUGUUGAAGUGCCGUUACAACAAUCCUACUCAUGGCCGUCCUGGCAAAAUUCAAAUAAGGAGAAGAUUCCAAGGAACAAUCUCAAAGAAUUCCGAGAGCAGAAUUUUCCAAAUAUCUGAGGAAGUGGAAGAAGCUACAAAAUCUAAUAAACCAGUUGUAGCUUUAGAAAGCACCAUUUAUACCCAUGGAUAUACAUAUCCUGAGAACGUUCAGUUGGCUCUCGAACUAGAGAAUAUUGUUCGUAGUAAUGGAGGAAUUCCAGCAACAAUUGGAGUUUUGGAUGGUGUAGCUCGUGUUGGGUUAACCAAGGAGGAGUUGAUUGCUGUCGCAUCUGCACAAGGAAAACCGGAGACUAUGAAGGUCUCUCGUAGGGAUUUACCUUAUAUUCUGGGAAUGGUGAGUGAUUUUUCCCUGUAUCAAACCAUCAUCUUGAUAUAUUUUAUCGAUUGUCAAUGUCUUAAUCACGAAUAGGGCAUUUCUGGACGCAAAAUUACCGGAGGUACUACGGUUGCUGGUACCAUGAUAUUAGCGCAAAAAGCUGGAAUUAGCGUUUUUGGUACUGGUGGACUGGGAGGUGUUCACCGUGGAGGUCAGGACAGUAUGGAUAUUUCCGCCGACCUCAGUGAACUUGGACGCACUGCAGUUGCCGUUAUUAGUAGUGGCUGUAAAAGCUUUUUGGAUAUUCCUCGUACAUUGGAGUAUUUAGAAACUCAAGGUGCUGGUGUCUUCACAUUUGCAGAUGGACGUACUGGACCAAUCGACUAUCCAGCAUUUUACACACGUGAUAGUGGUGUUAAGAGUCCGAUGGUUGUUCAGAAUGCUCAAGAGGCUGCUGCUAUUAUCUGUAAGUUUUGAUUGUACUCUCGGUGAGUGACGUUGGUUAGGUGAUGAUUAACACCAAUAGAUGCCCAAGAUUUCUUCAAACCUACUAGCGGUUUUCAUUUUGCGAAUCCAAUUCCUGAAGAAUUCUCCAUCCCUAAAUCCGAAAUUGACUAUGCAAUCGAUCAAGCGGUCCAAGAAGCUGCCGAACAGGGUUUCCAUGGUCACAGGAAUACUCCUUUCAUCCUGGCGAGGAUCAAAGAACUUACAAAGGGUAAUAGUGUUGCAGCGAAUCGAGCGUUGAUAGAAUCCAAUAUAAAAAUGGCGACUAGAGUUGCCAUCGAGCUUUCUAGGUUGAGAUUAGAUAAAACCGAAAGCUGGUUAGUAAAGUGAGGUUCAUUUAGAUAUAUAGUAACUCAAUAAAUGUUAUAGGAACAAUGCUAGCAAAGUGCUCAGGCAGCCGUCCACUACGGCAGAUGCAAGUAGGAUGUAUUCAAAUCACCCUAGUGCCAUAGAGUCAGACUCUUCCAACAUCCCCAAUCCGAAGGUUUGCAAACUCCUCCUUGACUAUCAAAAUACCUUUACAAGGAAACCAUGCUCCAAGUUUCAUCACUUUCUGACCUCCGACCUCAUGUAGCCCAGUAUAGUUGUCGUAGGCUCAGUAGCCAUAGAUCUUUCUUGUGACUAUACUCCUCGUACCAACCAAUCCACAGGAGGUUCUUCACCACAGAUGCACACAUCAAAUAUCGCCAAAAUCCGGUCAUCGAUUGGUGGAGUCGGCUAUAACGUCUUACAAGCAGCUCAACUUAGUAGUAAAGGGCCUGUCAGUCUCUAUACUUUCAUUGCUGACGACCAGUAAGCACUCUACGGUCCUAUCAUCAACCACGUCUAAUGAAUCUAGGGCCGGAAAGACGAUACUUCAGAGCUUACAAGCCAACGGAAACAAUACCGAUGAUAUCACAAUAUGUUCAAAGGAAUCUGAUUACCGCACAGCUCAAUAUGUCGCCAUCAAUGAUGGAAAGAAAGACCUCGUCAUAGCUAUGGCCGAUAUGGAUAUAUUUACUAGACCUUCAGAUGACUCAUCUAUCCAAGCCAUGUACAGUAAACUCAGCACUCUUACUUCCUCCACGAAAUGGAUCAUCAUAGACGGAAAUUGGCAAGCAGAAGUAAUACACGAAUUUCUGCACGCCGCCAAAUCACCUUCAUCAACCAUCAAAAUCGCAUUCGAGCCCGUUUCCACCACAAAAUCAGCCCGCCUUUUUGAGCACCCGACCAAAUCAUCUCUCAAAACCAAAAAACUCCCCGUCUACCCAAACCACAUCGUCGAUCUCGCAACACCUAAUGAGCACGAACUCACCUCUAUGCACGAAGCCGCAACUACACAAGGGAAAUUCGAAAGCGAAGAAUGGUGGAAAACCAUCGAUUCCCUUGGAAUUCCCAGCACAGGGGCUAGAGACCGUUUCAUACACAUAACAUCGCAAGAUCUCACCAAUCAAGGAAUCCCCGUCAAAGCCGUUCAACUCCUUCCCUUCAUCCCUACCAUCCUUACGAAACUCGGAGCUCGCGGAGUUCUACUUACUUCUAUAUUAAGUCCUAGUGAUGCGCGACUCCGAGAUCCAGAUCAUGCUCCAUAUAUCCUGUCGCGUUGUGCGAAUGGAAGUGAAGAGGUUGGGGGUGUGUAUAUGAGGUUAUUUCCUACGGUGGAGGAGGUGCAGGAGAAUGAUGUGGUUAGUGUUAAUGGGGUUGGUGAUACAUUUUUGGGAGUGUUGAUUGCGGGGUUGGCGAGGGGGUGUGAGUUGGGUGAUGGGUUGGUUGGGAUUGCGCAGAGGGGGGCGGUGAUGACGUUGAAAAGUUUUGAGAGUGUUAGUCCUGAGGUGGGGAGGUUGAGCGAGGAGUUGGAUGAGUUAUAUCACUUGCAAGGGCAAAGUGGUGGAAGACUUCUUCAGUAAGAUAGGGGAUGAUGUAUGAAGUUAUGAUUAUUCUAGGAUUUACACAUCUAGUGCUAAUUAGUUUGGCUCUUGAGGAAAUAACCCGAUUUUUUUCCCUCCAUGAUU
Messenger RNA from Sclerotinia trifoliorum, 3143 nucleotides. The record is from the annotation of a GenBank genome assembly. NCBI's taxonomy places the organism in Eukaryota, Fungi, Ascomycota, Leotiomycetes, Helotiales, Sclerotiniaceae.